UCUAGUGCAUGCAUCACAUGCACUGCACUCGACGUGACAUCUGUAAGAUUCUGUUCCUUGCUUUAUAAUUUUUCACUAAAACCAUGUACUUCCUGACGUCCCUGCUGUAAAGCGAUGACAAUGGCACAUGCGGUGGAGAGAACAGACGAGUUGGUUCGAGAUUAUCUGUUGUUUCGUGGCUUCACCAACACCCUGAAAACUUUCGAUGCUGAACUGAAAGUCGAUAAAGAUAAGAAGCUCAAGGUGGACAAGGUAUUAGACCAUCUCCUGAACUCAAUAUGGAACUACGACCUUGCCGCACUCCGAAGCUAUAUGGAACACUUGGAUAGACGCAUAUUCUCUCACCUGGAAUAUCAUCAGAUGAGUAACGUCCGCAAGCUGGAAGUCAGCAUUCUAAGGUUGUACAUUGUUAAUGCCAGUCAGAACAAUCGCUCUGACAAAGUCAUUGAGUUCUUCGAGAAAAUGGGUAGUGACAUUCAGAACCAGCCAGAAUGGAAAGAAUGGUUUGCACUACCCUUCCUGAAGAACCCGGAGCAGAGUCCAACCUUUGAACUCUACUUCAGUAAGCAGUGGCAGGAGACACUGACGAUAUCUCUCCACAACUUCUUCAGUAUCAUCUUCCAGUCAAUGCCUCUUCCUGGGCUCCUCAAUUUUGAUGCUGAGCUGCAGCGGACAAGUGACCUACAGGACCAAAAUGCUCUCCUAAUGAAGCAGGUUUCUACUCUGGAGCGUGCUCAAAAGGAAAAAGGAACAUCUGCAGAACCUCUUCCAGAGCUCAGUGCAGCCACAGAGGUCCAGGAGGAUUUUGUUGCCAUGCCAACGACUGUUGAGAGCAAAGACCCACAGUUCCGGGCGGCCAGAGGCAUCAGCACCAAGAAGACCCCAUCGCCUCUGUCAGGUCGCCGGAGCGCCCCAUUGGCCACGCCUGGCCCUGCCCGCCGGGCCGUCACUGCCAUCCUGGGCAGCGUCAGCGAGAAGGUCAGCCGGCAGGGGUCCAAUGGGAAGGAGUCCGGCAAGAAGGCAGAGGUUGCCCAGGCCGCACCAUCAGGGAUAUCUGUCCAGGGAUUUGGCCAAUUGAACCAAUCGCCCCAGCCUCAAAUAGCACAACGGCUGCCUCGCUCCCAGCAGUCUUCCCAGGGGCUCGCCCAGCAGAGACGGGAGCUCCUGUCCAAGUCCUAUCAAGGGAGGGCCCCAGACCCGCAGCGCUUUUCAUCGCAGUCCAGCACAGAGGAGUUCAGCAUGCAGGACAUACCGAGUGCUGGCAAGCCCAGCAGGGGCAGCAACCUUGGUACACUGCCGAGCGUCGCGGCACCUGUCCCACAAGAGCCCAUCAUCAAGAAGGAGGCAGAAGUCACAGUGCCAAAGACCCUUCCCCCACCCAUUACAGCCACCGCCGAAGAGACGAAAAAGCCUACACAGGUCCAAGAGUACGAGGGCGCUGCACCAUUCCUAGUCCUUAGCCAAGACGAAUAUACAGAGCACCACUCAGCCAUUGCUGCUUGCAAGUUCAACCCCUCUGCAACGACAGUGGCUAGUUUGGAUGUUGAUGGGGUAGUCAAAGUCUGGAAGUUUGCACCUUCUCCAGUAACUACAGCAACCAUCAUGUACAAAUCACCAGUGCUCUCCAUAGAGUGGGCUACAAAGUCAGAUCGCUUGUUGUUACUCGGCAGUUCAAACGGCACAGUCAAGAUUUAUGACACAGAGGCCAAGAAACCCGUUUGUGACCUGGAAACAGACAGUGCACACCCAAGGGCAGUCUCUGUGUGUUGUAGCCCCAAUGGCUCCCUGUUCAUUUGUUCAGCAGCCAGCGUUUCCACCCAUCAGCCGACUGGUCUUCCUUCCACGGCUGUAUCGUCAAGGUUACUCGUCUGCGACAUCAAACAGAUGAGGGUUUUGAAUGAGCUAGCAAUGACAGCUAAUGCAGGUUGUGUGAACUGCACAGCCUUUAACCACAAUGGACAUCUCCUAGUUACUGGCGCUGCUGACGGAAUGAUCAGAGUGUUCGAUAUGCAACGCUCGGAGAGUCUGCUGAGUUGGCACGCUCACUCUGGCCAAGUCUACGCCGCUCAGUUCAGCCUGGAUGAGACAUCCGUCCUCAGCAUGGGCUCUGACGGAAAGUUCAGUCAGUGGAGCAUACACAGAGUCGGGGAGAGGCUGCAACAACUCGAUAUCCAUGACGGCGCCACCGGGCCGUUCGUCAUGUCGGGGUUCGGCGGAUACAAACAGCAGCUGGCUCCACGGGCGAAGCUGUUUGCUUUUGACAGCAGCGGCACUCACGUGCUGACAUGCGCACCAUACGGUGGCAUCAUCUAUAAGUUGCACAGAGAACAUGGGAUGGCGAGGUUACUGACCAUACUAGGUCAUCGCACUCCAGUGGUCAGCGUCGACUGGUGUACAUCAGUCAACACAGGCAUGUGCUUAACAGGCUCCAUGGACGGUCGUGUCCAGGUCACCACUCUACUCAGCCAGUGAUGAUCCAAGACAUGAACACUCAGUAUUUUAAUCCUGUUUAUUUUUUUAAAGAAGUGCACUAACUGAAAUAUAUCAAAAUGUAAGGCGAUUGUUGUGUUGAUUUUAACUGAGCAAGCAGGCAGUGUGUUACACGUGUGAUGACGUGCUGGAUUUUUGUAUCUUGCCAUCAGUCUUAAGUGAAUUGUCUUUUGUUCACCCGCCCUUUCUCAGCUAGCAAAGGAAACAAAAUUUGUCUACAAACUGAUAAGUGUGAUUGGAUCCUAUUCAGCCGAGCCGUAAGAAGAUUUUUUGAUCGUUUUGUAUAUUUGUACAGGAGUUUACAUAUACUUUUCCACUUUGAUAAACUGCUCAGGAAUACGUUUAUAAAGUCAGUACAUGUACACAUGUACAUCACUGAAUAAUAUCGGCAGCUUUGCUUGAAUCAUAUUGCAAAGAGUGAUUCCCAGUAUGCUGCUUCCCAUAGCAAUUGCCACCAGAAGGCUAUUUUCAACUCUAACGUCAACAUUGUGUUUGCUGUUUAUCAUGAUAUCUUGUCCUCAUUGUUUACUUUGUACUUUUCUUGACAGGAAACAUGAACAGAACCGACCGUCGGCAGCUUCAGGGAGUAGCAAAUGACCCUGUAGCAAUAUCCGUAUGUUACUGUUGUUUUUAUGUUAAUAGAUCUAGCUCCAAAUCUGUAAUUAGGAAUUUGGGUUUUUUUUGCCGGUGGGAGAUAGUGUAUGGAAUUGAUUCCAUAUGGAUCAGAACAUCAUUGGAAUCUCCCCAAAAUUGAAAUAAAUCCCAAGUGAGUCAUCUACACAUUUUGCUCUACUAUUGAUACAAAUGUCUUGUGCAGCUCACUUUGAUCUCUUCAGGUCUUCUUGACUUGGAAGUCGAGCACAGCUUGGCACCUGUUACAUUCUUUCAGGCUGUGAAUGGUCGAGUUUAUUGCUAUAGAAAAAGCAAUGGAUUUUUAUACCGAUUUUAAUAGCAGGAACCAAAGUAUUAUUUCUUUAUUUUAUUGCGGAAAUUGCACCCCUGGCAAAUGAUUGAAUUGACUUUCACUUGAACAAUUUAAUGUAAGUGCAACUAGGUAGCACAAAAAAUUAACUGUUUUUCAGUACAUCUUACAUACUAAAUGAACAUUGCUGCAAAUCAUUUGCUCUAUCAAAUCUCUCUGCUGUUAAGAACACCCAAAUUUAUUGUAAAUUGGUAACUAAUUAAAAUCUGUAUUUGACGGUCUUGCUGACCCCAUCAUCCCAACAACCCCGCACCGUCUCAUCGAACAUAUACAGUCAUCGGCAACAAAGAAUGAUUGUUAACGUCCAUAUAAGCACUUAAUAGAGCCUGAAAGUAAACGGCCACGCGGCAAACCCUUGCGUUGUCUGCCUAUGGGGAUUUGACGUGAGCGUUCCUAACACGUUCGAUAAUUUUGGGAAGAAUGAUUUCUAACUGAAACCACCCGGAGAAACACUCAUGUCGGAAUUUUCCCUUUUGGCCUCAAGUAUUCCAAGAAAAGUCCCCUAGAGAUGGCUAUGGGAAGAAAACUAAUUUCAUUCACGACCUUUCACUUCUGGCAGUAUCGUUCCUAGGUCUCCUUGUUCGUGCAGGUUUGUUUUCAUUCCCCUUGCUUACGUGGA
Messenger RNA from Acanthaster planci (crown-of-thorns starfish), 4091 nucleotides. Its product is annotated as WD repeat-containing protein 91-like. The record is from RefSeq and is a predicted model, not a curated record. Gene Ontology annotation, cellular component: early endosome membrane; late endosome membrane. Gene Ontology annotation, biological process: early endosome to late endosome transport; negative regulation of phosphatidylinositol 3-kinase/protein kinase B signal transduction. Gene Ontology annotation, molecular function: phosphatidylinositol 3-kinase inhibitor activity; protein binding. NCBI's taxonomy places the organism in Eukaryota, Metazoa, Echinodermata, Asteroidea, Valvatida, Acanthasteridae.